Schistocerca piceifrons (Central American locust) is the source of this 1556-nucleotide messenger RNA. RefSeq names its product poly [ADP-ribose] polymerase tankyrase-1-like. Gene Ontology annotation, cellular component: cytoplasm; nucleus. Lineage: Eukaryota; Metazoa; Arthropoda; Insecta; Orthoptera; Acrididae. Gene Ontology annotation, molecular function: ubiquitin protein ligase binding. The record is from RefSeq and is a predicted model, not a curated record. Gene Ontology annotation, biological process: regulation of proteolysis; proteasome-mediated ubiquitin-dependent protein catabolic process. Bases 16 to 1455 code for a protein of 479 amino acids. The transcript is spliced from 5 exons.
UGGCAACGCUGCCCCAUGACGUCAGCGCUGGGGGUGGGGGGUGGGCAGCCGGCUGUGUGCGCGGUCCAGUUGAGACGCAGCAGCCUGGAGGGAAGCAGCGUGCGACGUUGUCCUGCCUACCGAGACAUAGCUUGUGUAUCUUGUGUCUGCACGGGAAUACCUCAGAAAGAAUCGUCCGCAAUGGAAGCAGUUAAGGACAUCACAGAGACGGUGGCUGUCGACCUGGGGGACCUGCUGGACGUCGGGGACGACGCCAUGGUGAUACUCGAGGCAGGUGACACUCGGCUGGUGGUGCACAGGGCCGUCCUCGCGGACAGGAGCCCCGUAUUUGCGGCCAUGUUCGCCCACGACACCCUCGAGGCCAGCAGCGGCGUGGUGAGGAUUGCCGACAUCGGGGGCCCGGUGCUGAGGCAGCUGGUCUCCUACCUGUACACCCAGCGGGCCCCCCAGCGGCCCGGCACGGCCCCCCAGCUGCUGACUGCAGCGGAUAAGUAUGGGGCGUCGGGGCUGAAGGCGGAGUGCGAGCGGCAGGUGGCAGCUCAGCUGACCGUGGAGACCGCGGCGGCCGCGGCCGCCCUCGCAGUCCGCCACUCCUGCAGUGACCUCAGGCGAGCCGCCAUCGAAUUUAUUAAGGCUCGUACCCACGAGGUGAUGGCCACUCAGGGGUGGGCAGAUGCGAUGCUUCAUCAACCUAAAGACUUGAUCGAAGUGAGCCGGUUGCUGUACGAUCCACCACCACAAACCAGUGCACCAGUCAUUACAGAGCCGAGAACCACCACCGCCAGCACCACAACCACAACGAGAACCGCCACCACCACCGCUGCCACCGCCACCUCUGCCAGCGCACCUCACCAGACACCUGCUGCUGCGCGGCCCACGACUCCUCCACCUGAUGAGGCCACUGUCUCUCGAAUGCGUGCACCAGUCGUUACAGAGCCGAGGACCACCACCACCGGCACCACAACCACCUCCGUCGCUGCCGCCACCUCUGCCAGCGCACCUCGCCAGACACCUGCUGCUGCGCGGCCCACGACUCCUCCACCUGAUGAGGCCACUGUCUCUCAAAUGCGGAGCCCCUCUGCAGAGGAGAGGGACAGGAGGCUGGUCCAGGCGGCUCAGCUGGGGGCAGUGGGGCAGCUGAGGGCGCUGAUCGACGCAGGGGCCGACCCGGGGGCGAGGGGCGAGUGGAGGGAGUUCACCGCCCUGCACUGGGCAGCGUGGAGGGGAGACGUCGAGGCGGCGCGGCUGCUGGUGGGGGCGGGGGCGGCGGUGGACGCCAGGGAUGAUGAUCGGCGGACGCCGCUGCACUGGGCGGCACACAGUGGCCACGCACAAGUGGCGGCUGCGCUCCUCGCCGCGGGGGCCGACAGGGGGGCCAGAGCUGGUGAUGGGCGGACAGCGCUGGCCCUCGCCAGGCAGAACAACCACAGGCGGCUGGUGGAGAUGCUGUCAUGAGGCAGCCCGUCCAGCGAACUCUGUGCAAAAAAACAGGAACUGAAAGAAUUUGUACGAGAGUAACAUUCAUAAGUUUUUAAAUAAAAAUGCAAAAAACUCAA